AUGAACAACGGCAAACAGGACUGUGUCAACGACCCCGAGGCCGGAGCCGCCAGUCGGAUCCUGGUCCAAGGUCCAACCCUUGACCCCAUCUGGUUCCAAGAAAUGGCAACUAUGAGCGAUCCAUGCAUGUCCAUCUUGAACCGUACAUGCCAGCACCCCUGGAACUGCGAUUUCGAGGUACCAAAAUUCCGCUGGGCCUCGUAUAAUGAUCAGUUCGCCUUGAACAACCGACGUUGCUUCUUCCUGAUCGACUUCGGUCAAUCUGGAAAUGAUGAUGUGCCCGUUUUGGCUUACGAGUGA
Hirsutella rhossiliensis is the source of this 300-nucleotide messenger RNA. RefSeq lists its product as uncharacterized. Lineage: Eukaryota; Fungi; Ascomycota; Sordariomycetes; Hypocreales; Ophiocordycipitaceae. The record is from RefSeq and is a predicted model, not a curated record. Bases 1 to 300 code for a protein of 99 amino acids. The transcript has a single exon.